CAUGCUUAUAUUUCUCCUGAGAGAAAUGUAAGUGGCUUAGAAAAUAUUCUCGCAAGGAAAAUCUUAGUCACAGCAUCAGGAACAGGAAGAACAUGGCAUCUUUACGGUGGUAGAGAUAGAUAUUCAGGUAGCAUUGUGUACCCCCAUCCUUGGUCUUCCUUAGCGCCAGCCCUUGGUAGGAAGGAAAGCCCAUCAGUGAUCUCUAAGGCAAGGAAGGGGCAGCUGGCUCUCUGCCCAUGAUGGAGGCCAAUCUUUCCUUACCAGCUAUUGGCAGUUGCCGGGCAACAGCUCCUGCUAAGGACCUCUGAGGCAAGGGAGUGGGAUUCAGGACCAGAGGCAGCAUGAGAGAUCAACAGCGGGGCUGGGCUAUUGCCUUCCUGUUUGUUGGUUUUCCUGAGGCAUGUGAUUGGCUGCUGUAGGGAGGACCACAGUGGUAGAGUAUCUCCUUUGCAUGCAGAAGGUCUCAGCUUCAGUCCUGGCAUUUCCCACCCAAAAUAGCCACUGCCAAGCAGCAUGGGCCAUACUGAGCCAGGUGAACCAAUGGGCUGACUCGAUAUACAGUAGCUUCCUGUGUUGCUGGACCAGACAACCCUUUGGUUUGAUCCAGCAGGGCUCUUCUCGUGUUCUUAAAUCACAUGGAUCAACACCGCAGCUGGUUGCCAAGUCCAUCAAAUGCAAAAAGGAAAGAUGAGCUGAGUGAUAGGAGGGAUUGCAUGGGCAGUCGCAUUAACAGUUUUAGAACAGGGCUGUUGGUGCAUUAAUCGCCGCCAGUUUCCUGAGACUCUCCUUGACUUCCCUGUCCUGUCUUGCCUGGACUGCUUCCCAGUAUUGACGAUUUCACAACUGCUCCCAGCCAAUCAUUCCAUUGUCUCACCAGCGUCAUUGACAGGAACGACUCAGCAGUACGUCACCGACAUUCUUUGCAGGGUGAACCUGGUCACCAUCAUCAUCUCAAUUCAUGGACUUUCCCCUCUUGUCUCAGACAAGUAGAGCAUAUCACCGUUUAUCUGCCCACAUGUCAAAUCAGUUCUCUUCACCUUCCAGACUCUCUCUGCCUUGCAGGAUUGCCAGAAUGAACUCUGGCGAGGGUGUUUCAGGACAUGUGUGUUCAAAUCUUUGCCCUCCUUUCAGUGGAUUGAUUCAGACAAAUUAUUUUAAGAUAAUACACAUCUCCGCCUAGCAACCUCCAGUGCAUAACUUCCACAGAAGCAAGGGAUAAUAACCCUGUUGACCCUGAGCAAUGAUCAAAGACACGUUUCGCCCUAAUUCAAAGUCCUAACAAAUGCACCACAACAACCUGUGUUAGUCUGUUGCAUCGUAAAGCCUAUAACUCUCCAGAUGUUUUUGGACACAGACACUUUAGCCCCAGCCAACAUCUGGGAUGAUGGGGGUUGUAGUUCAAUGGCAUCUUGAUAUCAUGGGCUGGCUGGAUGCAGAGGAAUGGUGGGAGGCAGCAGCUGGGGAACCCCCAGGGGAAGAAGGCUCAGAGCCAGGGGAUUGGUGGUGGGACGGUGAUGAGUGGUCAGAGGGAGCAGACUGGGAGGAGGUGGUUUUGGAAGCUGAAGAGGCAACAGUGUUUAGUGAGCAGGAAGAGGCUGGGGAAGAGAGCAGUCCAGUCUCAGAGGCAGGGGAGGAGGGGAGCCAGGAAAACAGAGAUGAGAUAGGCUGCUGAAGAAUCCAGGGAAUUUCCCCCUCCUGCUGCAACCAGCUCCUCUCCUACCCAGGUCUCCUAGAAUACAGAGAAAAAUGUAGAGGGCAGAGGAAAAAGAGACAAGACUAUGGAGCCUUAGGCUACUGGGGGAGGAACUGGGGAAUGAUGAUGAUGAUGAUGAUGAUGAUGAUGAUGAUGUUCUAUUUAUACCACGCCCAUCUGGCUGGGUUGCCCCAGCCACUCUGGGCGACUUCCAACACACACACAAAUAAUAAUAAUAAAACAUUAAUAGUAACAAUCAGAUCCGAUAUAAAAAGUCACAAUAACUUUAAAAUAAACCAUAGAAGCCAUAGAGAGUGGUGGGAAAGCAAGGACCUUCGGUCCUCACAAUGCCUCAUUGAGGCAAGACCUACUGGGAAGGGUUGCUGUGAACACUAGGCCUGCACUGUUUUGGUUUCUUUGACUAAAAAGUUAACUUCUCUGACACUGGGUAUUUUAUUACAGACCUACUCCUGCACUCUGGCUUCUGACACUUGAGAACCACAGGCUCACCACCCCUGCCUUAAAGGACGUCUGAAAGUUUCAAACAUCCAGUUCUGCUAUAGGCCCCAAUAUUCACAUUCUGGCCUUAGGAAAUGACAUUUUGCAGAGGUUCCUGGCUGGAUGAAUGUAUUCUGCUGCAAAAUUCCCACCUCACCCCAGAUUUUUCACUGAAGUAUUAGGUUUCAUAGUAAAACUGGAACUGUACACAGUGCAAAACACAUCUCCCCAAACAUCUUAUUGUGAGUACCAUGUCUGUACACUUUAACUGUAACUCCAUAGGUGCUUUGAGGUAUUGAGGAAAACCGAGCAAAACUGGACUAAGACAUCGAAUUCAAGAAAGCAGACAGAGUUCCUUCUCUAGAACAUUUCUCUAUGCCACAUAAUACAAGAUGAUGUAAAAAUGUGGAGUUCUUUUCCUACCUAUGAAUCAGGGACCAUACUGUUUUCUAGCAAUUAUGAACUAUACGUACAGCUGUUGAAAGAGUCAAGGAACAUCAGAACACCCAGGCAGUUUUCCUGGGGACUCGUAAAUUAAAUGUCUUCAACGCUCGCUAAAUAGAUAUAAAAUUAGAUCUUGGUAGUUGUCAGGGACUGGCAGGGUGCCAAGGAACCGGUGGCAAAGGCUGCAAGGCCAGGGGCUGAGCCAGGGAAGGGGACAGCAAUUUAUGGGGUUUGUACCUUCCAUGAGGCAGGAGCUAGGGGGCUGGAGGCAGGGGAAUAGCCUGAGCAUGACAGGAUCAGGGAUGGGUGCAGGAUGUGGGGAAGGAGCCAAGGUAGGAGGAAGAACAGGACACACGAUGAAUGGAGGAAAAUAUAGUGCCAGGAGGUGGGCAGUAGAACCCCCUCUGUCCCCUCUGCUGUCCCCCAGGACCAAGAGGGGCCUGAAGAGACUGGCACUGCAGCUGUCAGGGCUAGAGCCACUGAGGUCAGCAUGAAAGACGCAGGCUCCGUUGUCAGUGAAGUUAACUCUUUAUUCAAGGAAAUGACAAACAACUCAGCAACACUUCCCAGUAGGUCUUGCCCCUGGGGAGCAGUUGCCAGGACUGAAGGUCCCUGCCUUCCACCCUUUCUAAGGCUUCACCUCUCUUGUAUGUUUACAAAGCAGUCUCAAAUGACAUCUGUGCACCUCUGGACUCUGUUCUGCCCUCAAUAUUCUGCAUGUUCUUGGACACCAGCGAGGAGGGGAGCUUGUGACAGCAGCAGGGGGAGAAUCCUUGGAUUCUGCAGCAGCCUCUUGAGCCUCCUCCUCUGCUCCAGCCUCUGGGUCUGAACUGCUCCCUGUCACGGGCUCUCCCUGCUCACUAAAGCCUGUUGCCCCUGCAGCAUCCAGCCCCUCCCUCUUCUCCCUCUGACCUCUCCUUCAUGUCCCAUCACCAAUCCCCUGGCUCAGAGCCACACUCCUCUGGGGUUUCCCAUGAGGAGUCCCUGGCUGGUGCCUCCCACCACUCCUCUUUGUCCAGCCAAUCCCUGACAGUGGCAACUUUUGCACAGAAGUUGUUGCAGGUCGUCUGCGUGCGCCCCAUCAGACAAAGGUGCAUAAGCUUGGGUGAAGGAGUGGUUGUGCUGUUGCUCCAAUAGUCCAGCUCAGAGUACAAGUUUGGGGAGGGGAUGCCAGCAGCUAUUUAGUCGCCAGAAGCGUUUGUGUGUUCUGUGCACCUUAGGAGCUACCGCAAGACUGUGUUUUGUCAAUAAAAAAUUAAACUACCAGCCGUUUGUCCUCCUUGGGCUGGGACUGCUCAGGACAGUAGUUUGUCGUGAUUCAUAACCAUUUACAUGGUGGCCCCACCCACAGCAGAAUUACUGUUUAGUUCUGUGCAUGCAAGACCUGGAACUCAGAGUAAUCCUGUGCAUAUUAGCAUAACUUUAAUUCCUUUGUGAAGCAGGCAACAGAGUAUAAGAAUUAUGUAACCGCAUAGAUUUAGUCACAAAUUUGUGCCAUUAUGUGUCAGGCUGCAAGCAUAACCCAAAGGAGGGUGGAAGUCUUGAUUAGCAGAGUGCAGAGUGCCCUUGUGAAUAGCAUAUGCUCUGAUUGGCUGCGUAAUUCAGAGGGAGUUUUUACCUCUGUGUGUUUUAGUGUCCCCCUGCUAAAUACAAGGCCUGAAGUCUGAAAAACUCUCCUCAAAUUCCUCUCUCCUCAAAUUGUACACUGUUUUUGUCCAGUGCCCUCAGUGAUUAAGAUUUAUUUUAUCCCUGGACUCCAUCUGUGUUAUUUACAUGACUUUUCUCACAAAAUGCAUGGUACAAUCUUUCCGGUACUUUACUGCUACAGAAUGUGGGUAGAGGACCACUUAUCUGAAUGCUUCCUCAAAAAACUAUCUGUGUGGAGAAUAAUCCCACAUAAGGGAUUAUGGAAGAGCGUGAAUCUCUUUUAUUUUCCCCACCCAAAGCUCCUGAGCUUUAUUGUCUGCAAUUUUGUAGGAUUCAUCCCCUCUGGAGGGGUUCUUGUACCUGUAAAUUUCAUCCACUUUUGCCAAAAGGGGAAAAUAUUAUAGCUAGUAUUAGGAGUUUGUGGGUGCUAGACACUACUAAAUUCCUGGGACCAGUAAGUGUUAGAAUUUAAUCAUGGCUCAGGGUGUUAAAAAACUGGCACCAGACUGGUGUGCAUUAAGUUAUGUACUAGACCAGGGAUGUCUAACAGGUCGAUCGUGAUCUACUGGUAGAUCCCUGGGAGGUUUUGGUAGACCGCGGUCGAUCGCUGGGUCCCUUUCCUUAGCAUUAGUAAAAUCGAACCCACCCCCGCCCCCUCCUCCAUUGUUGCACAAUCUGAAGAAUGGAAGAUGGCGUUUACUCAGUGUGGCCAUUUCCCCAGCGAUUUGUUGGUUCCUCUUUUUUCCCCAAAACUCUUAAAAAAUAUGGCUCCUCCAUAAAAAAGCUCAACAACUUUGACCUGAACCCCCCCAAAAACAGGGGGUAGAUCACUGCCAGUUUUUAAUUCUGUAAGUAGACCACAGUCACUUGAGAGUUGGCCACCCCUGUACUAGACGCUUCUAUUCCCCUGGAAUCAGCAAGUGUCAAAAACUAAUUACGCCAGGCUAGUCUCCUUUGUUGAGAUAAAAGUCUGGCUGAUGGGGCAUUAAAACACAAAGGAUCAAAAGGGGCUGCAUUGUGCUCUAGUUGGCGUUUCCACAUCAUCUUUGAAGGCAGCACUGAAUACAGUGCAUUACAGUAGUCUAACUUGGCUGUGACCAACACAUGGAUUAUUGAGACAGCAUGCAAUCUAAGAUGAUAAAAGGCACUCCUAAGCACAGAUGUUGGGACACGGGUGGCGCUGUGGUCUAAAGCACAGAGCCUAGGGCUGCCGAUCAGAAGGUCGGUGGUUCGAAUACCUGCGACGGGGUGAGCUCCCGUUGCUUGGUCCCUGCUCCUGCCAACCUAGCAAUUCGAAAGCACUUCAAAGUGCAAGUAGAUAAAUAGGUACCGCUCCGGCAGGAAGGUAAACAGCGUUUCCGUGCACUGCUCUGGUUCACCAGAAGCGGCUUAGUCAUGCCGGCCACAUGACCCGGAAGCUGUACGCCGGCUCCCUCGGCCAAUAAAGUGAGAUGAGCGCAACAGCCAGGGGUCCCUUUACCUAAGCACAGAUGUUGUGUAUGCUUCCACAGACAGUGCUGAACCCAGGAAGUAUGCACGAGAAAAAAUCCAAUAAAAUUUCUGUCAAUUGUUGUCACAACAAUGCUAGCUGAGCAGCCUCUCAAGCAUGGUGGGGCCUGAAUAAUGGGAGCAAAUCUAUCAUCACCAAUAAAGGCUCUAGCGGAGAAUAAUCAGCUCUGCUAAACAGGUAUUUGGGUAACUCCUGGUGCCAUUUGAACAUCUAUGUGAUCGAAACCAGGUGCAAUUUAUUUUUUAGGAUCAGAUGAUGCUCCACAAAUCACAGGGGACCGAGAAAACAUCACAGCCCUGCAAGACAGAACACCCACCUCUCUAUUUCUCAGUUCUGAGCCUAACUAUCCCACUGGGUUUCAUAGACUCCAUGUCUGCUGUGGCAUUUACCUCCAAACGUUUUAACCCUGCCCCAGCGUUUCAAAGCUUUCUUAUACACAUCCAUGCAGUUUGUUGUUGUUGUGGACGGCGGCAAUAAAUCAUGUUGUCUCACCGCUGGUGAUAACUCUCUGUUGGGACUACUUACAGGACCAAGAGCCAAAGUAGUAAUAAUUACUAUGAUACCGACGAUAUGCAAACACCUUUGUUACAAGCUGCUGUGGGACAGAGGGAGACAUUUCCAUAACCAAAUACACUCACAUAACAACCAGUCGUUUGCCUUUGGGGAUUACUGGGAGACUGGCACCGCUGCAGAAUGCAAGCAGCUUAGCUCUCAAGGGAGGUAGACCUCCCAAAUCUUCAGAGCACAGAGGUUUGAAGCUGGGGGUAUGUCAGCAGACUGUCCCUCUUCUCCAAUUUAUUUUGGCCAGGACUCAACAUUGCUGAAGGACACUGGGGGGAAGCUGUCACAUACUAGAAAGGGGGGCCUAAGGCAGCAAUCCCAGUAGCAAUGCGCCUUUCAAGGGAUGAGAGAAUAUGUCAAUUUCGGUUUCUCAUUUUCACUGUCUUAAGGUCGGUUCUCCACUUUAGCACAUCAGUUACCUAAAAAAAAAGCCUUCAUGAAAAUUCCUCAGCAUUUCACUGCAAUUUUACCCUAACAUCCACAAAUUUUGUGCAAAGCAAUUUCCCCUAACAAAGUAUUUUUUGUGUGUUAUUUUCAUGAAUAUAUGCACACUUUGUGCAUUUUUAUACACAUCACUUGGUUGGAUAACUUAACUGCAAAAUUUGAAGAAGGGUGAAUUUCAAAGGAAGGCUGUGUUUCAGUUCACACACUGUUUUACAAAGUGAGAAUUCGGUAAAUUUGCUAUUAAACGCAAACUGAAAAAAAUCUUUCUCCUCACCCCCCCCCCCAAGCUAUUGGUAUUUUCUUAAGGAUGCCUUAACAUGUAACCUUUUCCUCCCCACCUGAGCCAUUAUGGUCAUCAAGACAGAACACAGAAUACAACAUAGUUUCCCCAGUGCAAUCCAGAGCCCUACUUUUCCAGUAUUAUUUUAUUCUACAAGAUUUAUAUGCUGUUUAAUCAUUGCGUUUCCCUGAGAGGUUUAGACUCUAAAUGAGUUCCAUCUGCUCAAUAGGACUUUCUCUGCCUUUCUUGUGGCUGCAGGUCCCUCUCCCAUAAAUCUGCUCUAGAGAAUCAGGGGGAAAAACCAGAACAGAUUUUGGGGGUGAUGUGCGGAGACGAAGCACUGUUGCACAGGCAGAAGUCCUUGCACUAAUGUCUUUGUUGGAUACAAUGCGAUAAAAUUAUCGCAAUACAGAUAAGUCAAUACAGCAAACAAAUGGACAUAAUAAAAUUUAAAAUCUGAGCCCAGUCCAAACAAAAAAGUUUUUAACAUGCAACCACUUACAACCAUGGCCCUUGUCUAAUAUCAAAAGGCAGAGAGUUGCAGAGGUUAAGAGCUGUCAUACUAAAAGUCAGAUUUCUCAGAAGUGCAGAACACACAUUAUGUCCAGUUCUGGGCACCACAGUUCAAGAAGGACACUGACAAACUGGAACAUGUCCAGAGGAGGGCAACCAAAAUGGUCAAAGGCCUGGAAACGAUGCCUUAUGAGGAACGGCUAAGGGAGCUGGGCAUGUUUAGCCUGGAGAAGAGGAGGUUAAGGGGUGAUAUGAUAGCCAUGUUCAAAUAUAUAAAAGGAUGUCACAUAGAGGAGGGAGAAAGGUUGUUUUCUGCUGCUCCAGAGAAGCGGACACGGAACAAUGGAUCCAAACUACAAGAAAGAAGAUUCCACCUAAACAUUAGGAAGAACUUCCUGACAGUGAGAGCUGUUCGACAGUGGAAUUUGCUGCCAAGGAGUGUGGUGGAGUCUCCUUCUUUGGAGGUCUUUAAGCAGAGGCUUGACAACCAUAUGUCAGGAGUGCUCUGAUGGUGUUUCCUGCUUGGCAGGGGGUUGGACUCGAUGGCCCUUGUGGUCUCUUCCAACUCUAGGAUUCUAUGAUUCUAUGUUGCACUUGUAAAAGUGCUAGUUCUGCAGAUCUACAAGUUUCCAUAGCAAUGAGAUAUAGGAUCAUGUGCAUCCCACCCCAUCUCAUUUAUAAAUGAUCAGGACUCCAGUUGUGUCCUUAGCAAGCUGGUAACUGAGGCAAACAUGGAUAGCAAUAGCUGUGAUGGCCUCAUCAAUAAAGGGAGCAAUCCACUGUGCCCCAAUAACCAAAUAGUUUUUCCUUUUUCAAAACAUUGCAAAUAAGAAAUCACUGUUGAAAGUUUAUGCCCUGAGACUUCUUGCAUCCAGAUAAACAGUAUAAACAGGCAAAAAUAGUAUUGAAGGGAGAAUCAUAUAUUAGCACUGAUAACAUCACGGGGACAAAUCCUGAUAAAUGCUCAGUAAAAGAGGACAUCUGGAUUGGUUAAUGCUGCUAUAACCUUCCUUCACUGGGAAAUGAUUCCAACAUCCCCCCUCCCUUUAUUAAUCAAUCAGAUUAACUUUUACAUAAAUUCCAGUAUAAUAUACCAGGACAAUGGCUUGCCAUUUAAGCUCUGAAAUAAUAACAAUAAUAAAAUAUGACUCAAAACAUGGAAACAGCAUGGGAAAUUAGCAAUGUAGUCAUGGGUAGGAAAUUAUCAGCACCACAGAAGUACCAAGGGGUAAAGGACAUUGAGUUUUGGUGCAUAGUCAAAUAAAAUGAAAUUGUGUGGGAACUUGCCAGUCAUGUGUUUGUCUCUUGAUAUAAAUUAUAAACAUCCACCGUGUUGCUGCAUAACCCAUUGAUUUGGCUGUGGCUCAUGAAAGUCUCAGCAAAUGAGUUAAGUUUUUCAGAGACAGCGGUGUGUAAAAUCUUUUGGAACCAAACACUGAGGGUCCUUUUCUGCAUCAUUUCCAGCUCUAUAGUAUCUUUUUUGAAGUAUUAUAACUAGAACUGUACACAAUAUUCCAAGUGCGGUCACACUAUUUAUUUGUAUAAAAUCCAUUCACAAAAGAGAUAGUGCUUAUUAUGAGUUAUUAUCAUUAUUAUGGUGACAUCUUGUGAAAAAAUCAUGAGGAUCUGCUUUUGACCCAGGUCUUUUACCCAGACCUGACAUUUGGCGGUUCACUUCAGUAGGGGAAAAUCAGACCCCUGGUAGUUAGAGCAAUCCCUGUCAUGUCUACUCAGGAGUAAAAAGGUAAAGGGACCCCUGACCAUUAGGUCCAGUCGUGACCGACUCUGGGGUUGUGGCGCUCAUCUCGCUUUAUUGGCCGAGGAAGCCAGCGUACAGCUUCCAGGUCAUGUGGCCAGCAUGACUAAGCCACUUCUGGAGAACCAGAGCAGCGCACGGAAACGCCGUUUACCUUCCCGCCAGAGCGGUACCUAUUUAUCUACUUGAACUUCGUGCUUUCGAACUGCUACUCAGGAGUAAGUCCUGCUUAAUUCAACAGGGCUUACUUCCAGGUAAGUGGGAUGGGCGCUGCAGUCUUAGCCCACAAUGUCAACCCUACUUACAUGGGAGUAAGUGCCACUGAGCUCAAUAGGAUUUUCUUCUGAGUAGACAUGGUUAAAUAUAUCUACAUUUUUUUGAACAAUUGAGAAGUUGAGGCAGGGAAGAUGAAAAGUAAGACAGCUGACCCCAUAACUGGUGACAGGUACAUGAGAACAUAUUGUUGGUUUGCUAGAAAUCUCUAUUUUAACUCUGAGGUCCACAGCAACCUCAUUUAAACAAAUGAAGCACUGUAGGAGGGCAGUCAUUUGGUGAUUGAGAUACAGCUGGUGUACAAACCUUUGGCUUGGCAGGUGCUACUGAACUACAACUCCCAUCAUCCCAUCCCAUUAUUUAUCUCUGAAUUCUGCAUUGCAAGGAGCUGGAUUAGAAAACCUCUGGGUCCCUUCCAACUAUACAAUUCUAUGAAAUGCAAUAAACAAAUCCCUGGGGUUAAUUAUUACAUUUUUACCCCACCCAUCCUCCAUGAAGCUCAAAAUGGGAUGUCUGGUUCUCUUCACAACAACCCUGCGAGGAAUGCUUUCUUCUAAGUGGAGAUUUUUCUGUCAGUCAGGCUCUUUAAUGGAUUUGAAGUUGCUUUCAUGUAUGUAAUUCUUUUUUUGUAGAGGCAAACAUUACAUGGGGUGUAAUUAUUUUUUAAAUAUAUAUAAAUGGUUUUAGAUAUAUUUUUUUACGCUUCCAGGUGCUUUCAUGGGAAGCACUUCCUAAACGAAACCACCAUGAAACUGAAGAAACGAGAUUCACAAGGGUUAGGGCAGAUAGUUAGCAGAGCUGGGGGUGGCAAACGCAAAACUAGAUUUCUUUUUUAAAGAAACCACCGCCACCAUCCAUUACAGCUCCUUUUUUCCUAAAGCAGUUAAGGGGCUGCUGUGUAGCAAAUGAUCUCCUGACAGAAGCCAGCAUUAGUUAAGCAGCGCUGCAACAAAUAUCCAUUUACAGUGCAGCCCCACUAAGCGCAAGUCCCCGCGCAUUCAGCGAGGCUUACACUCUCCAAGCCUUCGCUUGCUGGCAAAUCGAAAAAAACCCUUUUGAAUUCGGUGCGACUUUCCUCCGAGUAAGCACGCAUUAAAGUUGAAACCAUUUAUUUUUUUUCGGGCUAGGGGAAUCGAUUUCUCCUGCAAACUGCACCGCUGAACGCCAGGAGCAUAAUUCUGAUGCAUUGUGGGGAAUGCACGGGAGACAAUGCACGUAAGAAAACGUUACCCACGUGUAAUGACAACCCCCCUCCCAGUUUCCCUUGGUAAAAAGCUU
Messenger RNA from Podarcis lilfordi (Lilford's wall lizard), 10897 nucleotides. The record is from the annotation of a GenBank genome assembly. NCBI's taxonomy places the organism in Eukaryota, Metazoa, Chordata, Lepidosauria, Squamata, Lacertidae.